AGGAGCGCUUUCUCGUUUGACGUAACUGUCGGACUCUGCCCGUGUUUUCUCUUUUGUUGUUAUUCAUAUAUGUAACAUGCAGUACGCUGGACUGUGUUGAAUCCUAUCCAAGUCCCACAUCCACUUUAAACGUUUGUCAACGUUGGCAAGCAAGGGCGGGAAAGCGAGAAGGCCAUCCUCGUUUCGAUGUUCGGCUUGGGAUGCAUCGAACUUGAGUAGUAAGGGGUAUACACCGCACUUCAACUCAAAGUCUGCGGACCCUUAGGCGGUAUCUGGAUUUGCACGUCCUCCGUACGCUCCAAGGUGUCGGCAGCCGUCAUGCGUCGGGCAUGCCUCGAUGCUCGAGUGACAUCUAGUGGCCAACUUGGCGACUGCAUCGUCAAGUUGGACGGCCUGAUCUUGUCGGACGACCCCCUCCCGCGGCCUGCAGGGAGGGAGACCCCCGAGUGGAAGAAAUGCAUCGAGGACACAACUACGACAAGUUCACGGCCCCCAGACGACCCUCUGGGACGCACGGCAUGGUCCCAGUCUUGACAACUUACUCAGGACAGAGCCGCUACCGGCAAUUCUCCACGUUCUCUCCGCGUGCGGAACAAAAGAGCCGGUCCGCUGUUCCGGAACCGGGACGAAAGCCACGCCGCUGCCCCCGAAUCUCACAUCCGGCCUACCGGACGGACCCUCCUGCGCGGCACCCCUGAAUAGACCUGAGCAGCGUGGAUUCCUCCGGAGUGGGAACGCACCCCGCCGAGGAUAGGAGAGCCUGCCUCGGCCGCCCCCGGACUCGGCUUUUUGCGCAGGUGAGUGCGUCCACGCCCUCUUUUGCCGCCCCGAGCGGCGUCGCCAGGACAAGAGAGGAGCCGAGCGAGAGCGAAAGUCUUGCGCCAGCUCAUCACCUGCCGCUGACACUCGAGGCUCCUCUUCGGCCACGGCGACAAUGGCCUCCACCACGUUGCGGAUGUCCGCAGGCCGGAUCGGUGUGGCGCGACCGCGCGUCCUCUUCUUGGGUCUCUUGGUCCUCCUCGCGAUGUCAAGAGGCGCGGCCGGCGCCACCUGGUCUUCUCCGGUCAGCUGGACGGCCGCGGGUACGAGCGCGCCCCCCGCCGCCGCCUCGCCUUCUUCGGGAGCGCCCGUGAGCGAUGCCACCCGGGGCCCCUCCACAGCGGCGGCCGGCGGAACGAGCGCCGCCGGUUCGGUCGCCGCUCCGAAUACGGGAAGCAUCUCUCCCGCCUCUGCCGCCGCAGCCACGCCCGCGUCCGGCGCCACCUGGAGUCCGAGUAGCGGCUCCGGCGUGCCGUCGACCGUCAUGACGAUGUCCUCCGCCGCCGUGUCAACUGCCACCGGAGCCAUGGCCAGCGCGAGCUGGAAGCCGGCGAGCGGCUCUGCGACUGCGACCCCCACCGCCGCCGCCUCCGCCGUGAUGUCCACAUCUGCCGGAUCCACUUCCGGUCCCUCCUCCUCCGCAGCCGCGCUCCUCGCCAGCACCGCCGCAAGUCCAAAGAGCGUCUCGACAGCUUCCGUCGCCACGCCCCCCGUCACCGGGACAACUCGGAGCCCAAACGCGGGCUCCGGACACCCCGCGAUGACGCGGAUGACCUCCACCCCCGGCGGUCGGUUUGCUUCCGCGGCCAGUGCGACGACGACGAUGAUGAUGAUGACGACGACGCCGCCGAUGGACGUGAUCUACUGUCCGGUAUUGUCGUGCAAUUCCUCCUUGCAAUGCGACGCCACGUACGCCAGUCACAACGCCACGCCGUGCGCCGCCGGCCAAUGGUGUCAGUUGUGGAAGAUGGCGAGCGCGCACUACGCGGCCAACUGCAGCGCCUCCUGCGGCGGCGGAUGCGCCCGCGCCACCGACGCCCGUUGCGCCGUCGCCUGCUGCAACGCCACGGGCUGCCUCGCCGACGCGUUCGCGUCCCUGGCCGCCACGACGUCUGCGGCCCCUGCUCCGAGCGCCGCCGCGUCCGUCACCGCGGCGAUGACUGCGACGCCCACCCGCCGAGCUACGACGGCUAACGGAAGGAAAUGCCACCGAGGGACGUGCACGGGGACCACCUGCUACACCGGCUUUCGCAACACGCUGCAGACGUGCUCCGCCGCGCAGCCGCACUGUCAGCUGAUCAAGCAAACGGUCCAGUCGGCCACGCGGUGGACAGCGGGCUGCGCCGCCGACUGCUCGGGCCAGCCGCCGUGCCGGGACGCCGCCAUUCCUCCCUGCCACCUGGAGUGCUGCGUGGCCGUCGCCAGCGCGUCCUGCCUGCGGCUCAACGGGACGCUCAACCACGUGGCCGCCCGAGCCGCCGGAGCCGCGCCGUCGCCGUUGGCGCUGUGCCUCCUCGUCCUGCUGGCUUUGGGCCUCCUGAUGUGAGGCCGCCACGCGCGCGCCCUCGUUUCGUCGUCUCUGUUGCUCGUGUGCGAUUGUCUUUUUUUUUUGGGUUUGUUUGUUUUUUUUUUGAAGACGUUUUAUUUCAAGGCCUCUGGCCAUUUGGAUGGGAGUAUUUCAGUGCAAGGCCGGACGUCUUGAGAGCGCUUUCACGACAGCCGCGGCUGUUAGCGAAGCGCUUUCAAGAGGCGGCGAUGGGAGAAAAUUCAGCCGCGUCCGUCACGUUUGA
Messenger RNA from Hippocampus comes (tiger tail seahorse), 2609 nucleotides. Its product is annotated as ice-structuring glycoprotein. NCBI's taxonomy places the organism in Eukaryota, Metazoa, Chordata, Actinopteri, Syngnathiformes, Syngnathidae. Bases 935 to 2365 code for a protein of 476 amino acids. The transcript is spliced from 14 exons. The record is from RefSeq and is a predicted model, not a curated record.